Molecule: messenger RNA, 22215 nt
Organism: Coregonus sp. 'balchen'
Lineage: Eukaryota; Metazoa; Chordata; Actinopteri; Salmoniformes; Salmonidae
Source: the annotation of a GenBank genome assembly
GAGUUUAAGUCUACAGACCAGAAGUACAAGUCGAGACUGAGGAGCCGUAUCUCCAACCUGAAGGACCAGAAGAACCCAGACCUCCGACGGAACGUCCUCGCUGGAAACAUCUCUGCAGACCGCAUCGCUAACAUGGCCGCUGAGGUACAUGGGGGGGGGGGGGGGGGGGGGGGGGUGAAGAAUAUGUGUUUGUGAGAGAGAGAGAGAGAGAGAGAGGUGUCUGUGUAUUUCAUGUUUUAGCAGUAAACUCCUUAAGGCAGCAUGCUUCAGUUCAGCUGGUGUCUACCCGAACCGAACGAGUAUACUCCCUUAAAAUACCUUCGCUUGAAAAAACGAAGACGCCGUAGCCAGACAAAAUAGUCAGAAUUAAUCUUAAGAUAACUCAAGAAAUGUGUCAUUAAUUUUGACGUUUUUUGCUGAGGAGAUCAUAGUCGCGCAAUUUUACAUCUAACAAAGAUGUUUGGUGCAGUAUUUCUCAAAGUAAAAAAUGUGCAUGAAAGCGAGUCGUAUCUCGUUUGAAUGACAACAAACGCUUCAAUGUAGAAUCCUUACGGUUGACCAAUCACCGACGAAGGGGCGUGGACUUUGGCUACCGACUUCGGCUUGCCUCGAGCAAAAGAAUUGUGUGCCCGAACAGCCGAGGAAAAAAACCCUGGGAAGCACGCGGACGCCUUUACACACUUGAAAUAUGAGGUUUACUCUAAAAUAGUGAUAAUGGUUUGUGUGAACUUCUUAUCUGACACUGAGACCGUUCUGGAAGGUCAAUUCUUACACAAUGGUGUGUCUGUGUGUGACCCGACAGGAGAUGGCGAGUGCGGAGCUGAAAGAGAUGAGGAAGACUUUGACCAAGGACGCCAUCAGAGAGCACCAGCUGUCCAAAGUGGGCGGGACCGAGACGGACAUGUUCCAAUGUGGCAAAUGCAGGGGCAAGAACUGCACCUAUACACAGGUACUGACAUAGUCAACUGGACCUCUACACAGGUACUGACCUAAUACUAAUACAGGUACUGACCUAAUACUAAUACAGAUACUGACCUAAUACUAAUACAGGUACUGACCUAAUACUAAUACAGAUACUGACCUAAUACUAAUACAGAUACUGACCUAAUACUAAUACAGAUACUGACCUAAUACUAAUACAGAUACUGACCUAAUACUAAUACAGAUACUGACCUAAUACUAAUACAGAUACAGACCUAAUACUAAUACAGGUACUGACCUAAUACUAAUACAGAUACUGACCUAAUACUAAUACAGAUACUGACCUAAUACUAAUACAGAUACUGACCUAAUACUAAUACAGAUACUGACCUAAUACUAAUACAGAUACUGACCUAAUACUAAUACAGACCUAAUACUAAUACAGAUACUGACCUAAUACUAAUACAGAUACUGACCUAAUACUAAUACAGAUACUGACCUAAUACUAAUACAGAUACAGACCUAAUACUAAUACAGAUACUGACCUAAUACUAAUACAGAUACUGACCUAAUACUAAUACAGAUACUGACCUAAUACUAAUACAGAUACUGACCUAAUACUAAUACAGAUACGGUACUCGAGAGGUAGGCUACUGGCGACCCGCGGGCCAAAACUGGACUGAAAGUAUCGUAUUUUUUUUGGACAGCCGAAGAUUUUAGUGGGAAAAAAAUAUUAAUCUAUAUACACAGAGCAUUCGGAAAGUAUUCAGACCCCUUCACUUUUUCCUCAUUUUGUAAUAUUACAGCCUUAUUCUAAAAUAGAUUAAAUAGUUUGUGACACUACAAGCUUGGCACACCUGUAUUUGGGGAGUUUCUCCCAUUCUUCUCUGCAGAUCCUCUCAAGCUCUGUCAGGUUGGAUGGGGAGCGUCACUGCACAGAUAUUUUCAGGUCUCUCCAGAGAUGUUUGAUCGGGUUCAAGUCCGGGCUCUGGCUGGGCCACUCAAGGACAUUCAGAGACUUGUCCCGAAGCCACUCCUGCGUUGUCUUGGCUGUGGGCUUAGGGUCGUUGUCCUGUUGGGAGGUGAACCUUCGUCCCAGUCUGAGGUCCUGAGAGCUCUGGAGCAGGUUUUCAUCAAGGAUCUCUCUGUAUUUUGCUCCAUUAAUCUUUCCCUCGAUCCUGACUAGUCUCCCAGUCCCUGCCGCUGAAAAACAUCCCCACAGCAUGAUGCUUCCACCACCAUGCUUCACCCUAGGGAUGGUGCCAGGUUUCCUCCAGACGUGAAGCUUGGCAUUCAGGCCACAGAGUUCAAUCUUGGUUUCGUCAGACCAGAUAAUCUUGUUUCUCAUGGUCCUUUAGGUGCCUUUUGGCUCCAAGUGGUCUGUCAUGUGCCUUUUACUGAGGAGUGGCUUCCGUCUGGCCACUCUACCAUAAAGGCCUGAUUGGUGGAGUGCUGCAGAGAUGGUUGUCCUUCUGGAAGUUUAUCCCAUCUCCACAGAGGAACUCUGGAGCUCUGUCAGAGUGACCAUCAGGUUCUUGGUCACCUCCCUGACCAAGGCCCUUCUCCCCCGAUUGCUCAGUUUGGCAAGGCAGCCAGCUCUAGAAAGAGUCUUGGUGGUUCUAAACUUCAUCCAUUUAAGAAUAAUGGAGGCCACUGUGUUCUUGGGGACCUUCAAUGCCGCAGAAAUGUUUUGGUACCCUUCCCCAGAUCUGUGCCUCGACACAACCCUGUCUCGGAGCUCUAGGGACAAUUCCUUCGACCUCAUGGCUUGGUUUUUGCUGACAUGCACUGUCAACUGUGGGACCUUAUAUAGACAGGUGUGUGCCUUUCCAGAUCAUGUCCAAUCACUUGAAUUUACCACAGGUAGACUCCAGUCAAGUUGAAGAAACAUCUCAAGGAUGAUCAAUGGAAACAGGAUGCACCUGAGCUCAAUUUCGAGUCUCAUAGCAAAGGGUCUGAAUACUUAAGAAAUUAGCAAACAUUUCUAAAAACCUAUUUUCGCUUUGUCAUUAUGGGGUAUUGUGUGUAGAUUGAGGAAAUAAAUGUAUUUAAUCAAUUUUAGAAUAAGGCUGUAACGUAACAAAAUGUGGAAAAAGUCAAGGGGUCUGAAUAAUUUCAGAAUGCACUGUGUAUAUAUAUAAACUACAGUUGAAAAGUUUGGGGUCACUUAGAAAUUGAAAUUUUCGAAAGAAAUGCAAUUUUUUUGUCCAUUUAAAAUAACAUCAAAUUGAUCAGAAACACAGUGUAGACAUUGUUAAUGUUGUAAAUGGCUAUUGUAGCUGGAAACGGCUGAUUUUUAAUGGAAUAUCUACAUAGGCGUACAGAGGCCCAUUAUCAGCAACCAUCAGUCCUGUGUUCCAAUGGCACGUUGUGUUUGCUAAUUCAAGUUUAUCAUUUUAAAAGGCAAAUUGAUCAUUAGAAAACCCUUUUGCAAUUAUGUUAGCACAGCUGAAAACGGUUGUGCUGAUUAAAGAAGCAAUAAAACUGGCCUUCUUGAGACUAGUUGAGUAUCUGGAGCAUCAGCAAUUGUGGGUUCGAUUACAGGAUCAAAAUGGCCAGAAACAAAUAACUUUCUUCUGAAACUCGUCGGUCUAUUCUUGAAGGCUAUUCCAUGCGAGAAAUUGCCAAGAAACUGAAGAUCUCGUACAAUGCUGUGUACUACUCCCUUCACAGAACAGCGCAAACUGUCUCUAACCAGAAUAGAAAGAGGAGUGGGAGGCCCCGGUGCACAACUGAGCAAGAGGACAAAUUCAUUAGAGUGUCUAGUUUGAGAAACAGACGCCUCACAGGUCCUCAACUGGCAGCUUCAUUAAAUAGCACCCGCAAAACACCAGUCUCAACGUCAACAGUGAAGAGGCGACUCCGGGAUGCUGACCUUCUAGGCAGAGUUGCAAAGAGAAAGUCCAGUGUCUGUGUUCUUUUUCCCAACUUAAUCUUUUCUUUUUAUUGGCCAGUCUGAGAUAUGGCUUUUUAUUUCCAACUCUGCCUACAAGGUCAGCAUCCCCGGAGUCGCCGACCAUCCGCUCUGACAAAAAUCAGCCCACGGCUGAAUUUAGUUGCCUACCCCUGCUGUACACGCUGUCUCUCCCUGUGUUUUCUAGGUGCAGACGCGCAGUGCUGAUGAACCCAUGACCACCUUCGUACUGUGCAACGGCUGUGGCAACCGCUGGAAGGUAGGCAGUAUACCAUACUCCCUAGUUAUAGACACUACCCUGCUCCCUAGUUAUAGACACUACCCUGCUCCCUAGUUAUAGACACUACCCUGCUCCCUAGUUAUAGACACUACCCUGCUCCCUAGUUAUAGACACUACCCUGCUCCCUAGUCAUAGACACUACCCUGCUCCCUAGUUAUAGACACUACCCUGCUCCCUAGUUAUAGACACUACCCUGCUCCCUAGUUAUAUACACUACCCUGCUCCCUAGUUAUAGACACUACCCUGCUCCCUAGUCAUAGACACUACCCUGCUCCCUAGUCAUAGACCACUACCCUGCUCCCUAGUUAUAGACACUACCCUGCUCCCUAGUCAUAGACACUACCCUGCUCCCUAGUUAUAGACACUACCCUGCUCCCUAGUUAUAGACCUAACACCUGCUCCCUAGUUAUAGACACUACCCUGCUCCCUAGUCAUAGACACUACCCUGCUCCCUAGUUAUAGACACUACCCUGCUCCCUAGUUAUAGACACUACCCUGCUCCCUAGUCAUAGACACUAACCCUGCUCCCUAGUUAUAGACACUACCGUGCUCCCUAGUUAUAGACACUACCACCCUGCUCCCUAGUUAUAGACACUACCCUGCUCCCUAGUCAUAGACACUACCCUGCUCCCUAGUUAAUAGACCAACUACCCUGCUCCCUAGUCAUAGACACUACCCUGCUCCUAGUUAUAGACACUACCGUGCUCCCUAGUUAUAGACACUACCCUGCUCCCUAGUUAUAGACACUACCCUGCUCCCUAGUUAUAGACACUACCCUGCUCCCUAGUUAUAGACACUACCCUGCUCCCUAGUUAUAGACACUACCAUGCUCCCUAGUUAUAGACACUACCCUGCUCCCUAGUUAUAGACAUACCUGCCCCAGCUGACACUACCCUGCUCCCUAGUUAUAACCACUACCCUGCUCCCUAGUUAUAGACACUACCCUGCUCCCUAGUUAUAGACACUACCCUGCUCCCUAGUUAUAGACACUACCCUGCUCCCUAGUUAUAGACACUACCCUGCUCCCUAGUUAUAGACACUACCCUGCUCCCUAGUUAUAGACACUACCCUGCUCCCUAGUUAUAGACACUACCCUGCUCCCUAGUUAUAGACACUACCCUGCUCCCUAGUUAAGACACUACCCUGCUCCCUAGUUAUAGACACUACCUGCUCCCUAGUUAUAGACACUACCCUGCUCCCUAGUAUAGACACUACCCUGCUCCCUAGUUAUAACACUACCCUGCUCCCUAGUAUAGACACUACCCUGCUCCCUAGUUAUAUACACUACCCUGCUCCCUAGUUAUAGACACUACCCUGCUCCUAGUUAUAGACACUACCCUGCUCCCUAGUGCAUAGACACUACCCUGCUCCCUAGUAUAGACACUACCCACUGCUCCCUAGUUAUAGACACUACCCUGCUCCCUAGUUAUAGACACUACCCCUGCUCCUAGUUUAUAGACACUACCAUCCUCUCCUAGUUAUAGAACUACCUGCUCCAAUAGUUUAUAGACACUUACCCUGACUCCCUAGUUAGUAGGACACUACCCCCUGCCUCCCUAGUCCUAGACAACUACCCGUGCUCCCUAGUCCUAAGACCACUCCCCUGCUCCCUAGUCAUAGACAACUACCCUGCUCACUAGUUAUAGACCACUACCCGUUCUCCCUAGUUCUAGACACUACCCAUGCUCCCUAGUCCAUAGGACACUACCCUGCUCCUAGUUAUAGACACUACCCUGCUCCCUAGUUAUAUACACUAACCCUGGCUCCCAUAGUUAUAUACCACUACCCAUGGCUCCCUAGUUUAUAGACACUACCCUGCUCCCUAGUUAUUAGACACUAACCCUGCCUACCCUAGUUAUAGACCACUACCCUGCUACCCUAAGUUCCAUAUACACACCAACCCUGCCUCCCUAGUAUAUACACUACCCUGCUCCCUAGUUAUAGACACUACCCUGCUCCCUAGUUAUAGACACUACCCUGCUCCCUAGUUAUAGACACUACCCUGCUCCCUAGUUAUAGACACUACCCUGCUCCCUAGUUAUAGACACUACCCUGCUCCCUAGUUAUAGACACUACCAUGCUCCUAGUUAUAGACACUACCCUGCUCCCUAGUUAUAGACACUACCUGUCCCUGUUUAGACACUCCUGCCCUAGUUAUAGACACUACCCUGCUCCCUAGUCAUAGACCACUACCACUGCUCCCUAGUUAUAGACACUACCCUGCUCCCUAGUAUAGACACUACCCUGCUCCCUAGUUAUAGCACUACCGCUCCUAGCAUAGACACUACCUGCUCCCUAGUUAUAGACACUACCCUGCUCCCUAGUCAUAGACACUACCCUGCUCCCUAGUUAUAGACACUACCCUGCUCCCUAGUUAUAGACACUACCCUGCUCCCUAGUUAUAGACACUACCCUGCUCCCUAGUUAUAGACACUACCCUGCUCCCUAGUCAUAGACACUACCCUGCUCCCUAGUUAUAGACACUACCCUGCUCCCUAGUUAUAGACACUACCCUGCUCCCUAGUCAUAGACACUACCCUGCUCCCUAGUCAUAGACACUACCCUGCUCCCUAGUAUAGACACUACCUGCUCCUAGUCAUAGACACUACCUGCUCCCAUAGACAUUUCCCAAUAGACACUACCCUGCUCCCUAGUCAUAGACACUACCCUGCUCCCUAGUUAUAGACACUACCCUGCUCCCUAGUCAUAGACACUACCCUGCUCCCUAGUUAUAGACACUACCACACCUGCUCCCUAGUUAUAGACACUACCCUGCUCCCUAGUUAUAGACACUACCCUGCUCCCUAGUUAUAGACACUACCCUGCUCCCUAGUUAUAGACACUACCCUGCUCCCUAGUUAUAGACACAUACCCUGCUCCCUAGUUAUAGACACUACCCUGCUCCCUAGUUAUAGACACUACCCUGCUCCCUAGUUAUAGACACUACCCUGCUCCCUAGUUAUAGACACUACCCUGCUCCCUAGUUAUAGACACUACCCUGCUCCCUAGUAUAGACACUACCCUGCUCCCUAGUUAUACACUACCACUACCCUGCUCCCUAGUUAUAGACAUACCCUGUCCUAGUAAACACUACCCUGCUCCCUAGUAUAGACACUACCCUGCUCCCUAGUUAUAGACACUACCCUGCUCCCUAGUAUAGACAUACCUGCUCCCUAGUUAUAGACACUACCCUGCUCCCUAGUCAUAGACACUACCCUGCUCCCUAGUUAUAGACACUACCCUGCUCCCUAGUUAUAGACACUACCCUGCUCCCUAGUUAUAGACACUACCCUGCUCCCUAGUUAUAGACACUACCCUGCUCCUAGUCAUAGACACUACCCUGCUCCCUAGUUAUAGACACUACCCUGCUCCCUAGUUAUAGACACUACCCUGCUCCCUAGUCAUAGACACUACCCUGCUCCCUAGUUAUAGACACUACCCUGCUCCCUAGUUAUAGACACUACCCUGCUCCCUAGUUAUAGACACUACCCUGCUCCCUAGUUAUAGACACUACCCUGCUCCCUAGUUAUAGACACUACCCUGCUCCCUAGUUAUAUACACUACCCUGCUCCCUAGUUAUAUACACUACCCUGCUCCCUAGUUAUAUACACUACCCUGCUCCCUAGUCAUAGACACUACCCUGCUCCCUAGUUAUAGACACUACCCUGCUCCCUAGUUAUAGACACUACCCUGCUCCCUAGUUAGACACUACCCUGCUCCCUAGUUAUAGACACUACCCUGCUCCCUAGUUAUAGACACUACCCUGCUCCCUAGUUAUAGACACUACACCCUGCUCCCUAGUUAUAGACACUACCCUGCUCCCUAGUUAUAGACACUACCCUGCUCCCUAGUUAUAGACACUACCCUGCUCCCUAGUUAUAGACACUACCCUGCUCCCUAGUUAUAGACACUACCCUGCUCCCUAGUUAUAUACACUACCCUGCUCCCUAGUCAUAGACACUACCCUGCUCCCUAGUCAUAGACACUACCCUGCUCCCUAGUUAUAGACACUACCCUGCUCCCUAGUUAUAGACACUACCCUGCUCCCUAGUUAUAGACACUACCCUGCUCCCUAGUUAUAGACACUACCCUGCUCCCUAGUUAGACACUACCCUGCUCCUAGUUAUGACACUACCCUGCUCCUAGUUAUAGACACUACCCUGCUCCCUAGUUAAGACACUACCCUGCUCCCUAGUUAUAUACACUACCCUGCUCCCUAGUUAUAGACACUACCCUGGGAGCACCUUAUGUAUUAGAUCUGAAGUGGUGUUUGGGGCUAGAGGUCUUCAUGGAUCCACCUGUUACCCGAAUACCUGAGACCCGAUCCGGGACCCGAGUCGCUCCAGAUACAAACAUUCUAAAUAAUGUCACAGGUCUGGGUCCGAUCUGAUAUGAUUGUCUCGGGUAUGUGUAAUUUUAACUGACUUGUCCGGAGGACCCGUACAGAUCGGAACGCGACGGCUGCAGCAGCGCCAGGGUCAGGGUCCGAUCUGAUAUGAGGAGGACCCGUACAGAUCGGAACGCGACGGCUGCAGCAGCGCCAGGGCGAGUGAAUAAUGUCACAGGUCAGGGUCCGAUCUGAUAUGAGGAGGACCCGUACAGAUCGGAACGCGACGGCUGCAGCAGCGCCAGGGCGAGAGACAUUGUGUCGUCUACGCUGCUGCUCUUUGCUUUUCACCAGAGUGGCGUGUGCAGCUUGUUGUUGGCCAAUCAGAAGUCACGAAGAGCCAGCAGGUCCAUUUCGGAACUGGUCUGACUUUUUCUAGUUGGAGUUAGGAUUGAUAAGGGUUUGGGCAUAUUACUGAUUUCCAUAUGGACCCCUAACCCCUACCCUCUUAAGUACUUCUCUAGAUCUUACAUGAUUGGAACGGUACUCGUAUGGGUGGCAGGUAGCUUUGUGGUUAAGUGCGUUGUGCCAGUAACCGAAAGGUCGCUGGUUCUAAUCCCCGAGCCGACUAGGUGAAAAAUCUGUCGACGUGCCCUUGAGCAAGGCACUUAACCCUAAUUGCUCCUGUAAGUCGCUCUGGAAAAGAGCAUCUGCUAAAUGACUAAAAUGUAAAUGUAAUUUUGUAUGGUGGUUCACCUUCUGAUUUGGUUAGGGGGAAUGUUUACCAUAUUGCUCCAGUCCUGUCAGAUCUGCAGGCAUGUGUAUAGGGGUAGAGACAAGGGGUUCAUUUGGAAUCUCAACAUUUGACUAAUGCGAGGUUACCUAACCUUGACUCGGUGUGAUUUGUAAAUAAGGGCUUGGCUAGUCAGCCCUGCUGCAGUACAACAGUGUCACCACAAGAUGGCAGCAGACAUUGUCAAGCAGUGGUGACUCUACCAGUGCCACUGUGGUGUGUGAACAUGCUGACUUCUAAUGAAGUUGUUACAUUCUCUCCCAUCAGGAUAAUACAACAUACCUACCAGACACUUUAUUCUCUCAUGUGUACCCACAUUUGAGUCAUUUAGCAGAUGCUCUUAUCCAGAGUGACUUGCAACCAGGGCAUUCAACUAAAUGAAAUCAACCACAUGCCAUGAUCAUUGCAAGUAAAACCUUUAAUAAAAUAUGAUGUCAUGGAUUAAUCCAACCUUUUCUCCCACCUCUCCAGUUCUGUUGAGGAGAAGAUGAUGUCAUGGAUUUGCUGCGAGAUGAGCUGACAUUUUUGUUACAACUGCAAAUAGUUUUUCCUGUUGUUUUUAUUUUGUUUUGAUACCUUUUUUUUUUUUUUUUUUUUUUUUUUUACAUUUACUCAUAAAUCUGGAAUAUAUUUUGAGGAGCUAGUCUGGGUGCCUUUCUGUUUCUGCUUGCCACAACCUCUUAUGGAAUGUCAACGAGUUGGCAAGAGCACAAACCGAUCUCGGACCAGGCUGAAGUUGAGCACUCAUUCUUAAAACAAGAUUUUGGUUUGGAUGUUUAUUAGUUGAAGCUAUAUCGUACUAAAAAAGCUUUUGUUUUUGGCAUUAAGGGAACAUAGUGGUGCCUUUCUUUGUCUCUGUGCCAGAAAUGAUGAUUUUACUGUUAGCUUUAUACACUUGCUGUAUAUAGAGUAUAUACACUCUUAGGGUGCGCCCCAAAUGGCACGCUAUUCACUUCACAGGACACUAAAAGUAGUGCACUAUAUAGGGAAUAGGGUGCUAUUUGGGACGCGCGUUUGCUGUACAUAGAACAAGCUGUUGUUUGGUGCUAUUCUGAAUCUACAGUCUAACAUACACACGGCACAGGUUCUUUAAAGAGUUCCAUUUAGGUUUCAAUUAUUCCGUAAAAAAAACGAACGAACGAAAGAAACGGUAGGAUCUGCUGGAAGAUGUAGAGUUGCAGAGGAGUGGAAUGGGAUGAGGAGGAGGGGGACAGCUGUCAGUUUCUCUUCUUGUCCUUCUCUGAUCGUACGUUAGUAACGGUGUUAGCGGGGAGAGGUAGCCUGAUCGUACGUUAGUAACGAGUUAGCGGGGAGAGGUAGCCUGAUCGUACGUUAGUAACGGGUUAGCGGGGAGAGGUAGCCUGAUCGUACGUUAGUAACGGGUUAGCGGGGAGAGGUAGCCUGAUCGUACGUUAGUAAAGGGUUAGCGGGGAGAGGUAGCCUGAUCGUACGUUAGUAAAGGGUUAGCGGGGAGAGGUAGCCUGAUCGUACGUUAGUAACAGGUUAGCGGGGACAGGUAGCCUGAUUGUACGUUAGUAAAGGGUUAGCGGGGACAGGUAGCCUGAUCGUACGUUAGUAAAGGGUUAGCAGGGACUGGAGAAGUAGCCUGAUCGUACGUUAGUAAAGGGUUAGCGGGGAGAAGUAGCCUGAUCGUACGUUAGUAAAGGGUUAGCAGGGACUGGAGAAGUAGCCUGAUCGUACGUUAGUAAAGGGUUAGCGGGGAGAAGUAGCCUGAUCGUACGUUAGUAAAGGGUUAGCAGGGACUGGAGAAGUAGCCUGAUCGUACGUUAGUAAAGGGUUAGCAGGGACUGGAGAAGUAGCCUGAUAUCCAAUGAUAAAACAUAUCUAAAAUGUUGGUUGGAUAUCAGGCUACUGUAGAAGAGGGCAUCCUGACAAAAACGGUCGACUGGUUUGAAAAGUUUUGUCAUGCAAGUGAUUUUAUUUUGUAUGUAAACAUUUGUCCUCCCAACGGGAACUUGUGUCAAUUUAAUUAAAAACAGAUGUAAGGAGUGUGGAACGAGUCUGGGGGUCCUGGUGAGUUCUUGUUAACACUUUGUAAAUGCUAUCAACUGGGCCACGUGCAGAUAUUGUUUAACGUUGCAGAUAGAAAUGUAAUGAAUAGAGCAGACAUGUAGAACAAGGAACCACGUCAGAGAGGCGUGUUUGUUCUACAUAGCAUAUUUCUAUCUGAACGUUCUACAACAUCGUGUCCCACUGAACACGCCCCUAUGCAAAGAAGGUGAAAGACCCAAGGAAAGUUCCAUCUACAUGACGAAAUGUUUGCUUGUGGAAAAGGCCAAAGAAGAACCCCCCCCUCUUGACAAUUUUUACCUGAGUUGUUAUGCCUGAAAUCUCACCCUAUCUUAUAAAAUAUUUGGGAGUACUAGAGAUCUGCAUUUAACUUCAUCAUAUAAUAUAGAAGUUGAUGUACAUUUCCCCAUUACUUCUCACCAGAUCAACUGAAAGUUUGCUGUGGAAAAACCGGAAGAGGAACAAACUAGCCAAUUCACCUGACCCUUUUGCAUGACAUCUCAGCUCUACCUUUGCAUGACACUUACUCUAGGUAUUCCUAGGAGUCCACCUGCUGUUGACCUUAUCAUUGAAUAGAAACCUAAUUGUGCCCAGUAACCGAAAGGUCGCUGGUUCUAAUCCCCGAGCCAACUAGGUGAAAAAUCUGCCGAUGUGCCCUUGAGCAAGGCACUUAACCCUAAUUGCUCCUGUAAGUCGCUCUGGAUGAGAGCGUCUUGCUAAAAUGUAAAUGUCAUUAACCUGUAAACAUCUAUAAAUGACUAAAUGUUGUAGUUCCGUACCACCGAGGUCAUGAGGUAAGUCAUACUAGUUUGUAAUGGUGCAGCUGCCAUUUCCUCCCCGGCCGAGACAGGGUCCUGUUCACAAUGUAGGAAACUGACCAAAAACGGUUCAAAACACAGUGGUAGGUGGCUUUUUUUUUGUUGGGUUUUACAUUGCAAAGCAUUUUGCUACGGUGUGCUGGGAGUGCUUCAAUGUGGUGUGUGUGUGUGUGGAGCGCUGUGUUUAUUUUGGCAAUAGCAGGUUAUUUCCAUACCUGUGGAUCAAGAGCGGGACCAGACCAGCCUGUCAAAUCCCUCGUGUCUACACUUGACACUUACGUGUGACUUCGGCUAUCAGAAUACGAAGAUCGCAUUGAAAAAGUCGCUUUGUGGUCCGAUUUUGUGUUCGGAUCUGGCUGACCACUUCAGGAGGUGGUCAAGGGUGCAUUGCAUGCACAGAUUUCUCCUCAGUUUGGACGCAAUCAGGCUACCGAAAGUGCAUACAUUGGGCGAUGUCAUCGGCACUCCUCCCACAAGUCUCCAGAAAACUUGUGUUUUGGGACCAAGAGUCACCUUUUCAUUAUAACGUUGGAGGAAAUACGUUCCUAGUGUGUGAGGAACGUGUUUUCUGGCAUCAUAAAUGCUAGCCAGCUAGCUAAUAUUUAGAAAAAUUAUUUUUUUGUUUGGCUAACAGAGUUAUGCUAACCCGUUUGCUAUCCCUUUAGCGUUGCUGGCUAGCUACAGAGGUUAGCUGGCUAGUUAGCUACUGCCAUCAGUAGUUGUGUUAUUAUAAUAUUUUCCCUAUUCCACCGUUUUGUAGAAUGCAUACUGGUAUUUGAAUAUAGCGCAGGAAAAGGGAAUCCGGACACACUGUGGACACGGUAGACACAUUUAAAUGUAGGUAUAGAUGCAAUGACACGUUCGAAAUUCCAUGAUCAGAACUCUUAUGAUCGGAAUAGAAAAGCUGCAUGAACUGUCAAGUCUAGACAGGGCCUCUUCUGACAGACACUGAGACACGCGUGUUAGAGAGCUGCAAGACUAGACACGUAAUUACCGUAGUCUGAUUAGGGUUCAGUGGAUAUAUAGUCUCUGUUUUGGUGAAGUAUUCAGCCUCUUUCUCUCUGGUGACUGGCUGGUCUCAGACGAUCACGCGGGUGAAGAAGGAGGUCCUGGGCUGGCGUGGUUACACGUGGUCUGCGGUUGCGAGGCCAGUUGGACGUACUGCCAAAUUCUCUAAAACGACGUUGGAGGCAGCUUAUGGUAGAGAAAUGGACAUUCAAUUCUCUGGCAACAGCUCUGAUGGACAUUCCUGCAGUCAGCAUGCCAAUUGCCAAUCUGUGGCAUUGUUUUGUGUGUCAAAACUGCACAUUUAUAGAGUGGCCUUUUAUUGUCCCCAGCACAAGGUGCACCUGUGUAACGAUCAUGCUGUUUAAUCAGCUUCUUGAUAUGCCACACCUGUCAGGUGGAUGGAUUAUCUUGGCAAAGGAGAAAUGCUCACUAACAGGGAUGUAAACACAUUUGUGCACAACAUUUGGGAGAAAUAAGCUUUUUGUGCGUACGGAACAUUUCUGGGAUCUUUUAUUUCAGCUCAUGAAACAUGGGACCAACACUUUACAUGUUGCGUUUAUAUUUUUGUUCAAUCUAGAUAUGUGAGGGUUGACUCCUGUCCAGCCUGUCCUCCUUCCUGUCCAGCCUGUCCUCCUUCCUGUCCAGCCUGUCCUCCUUCCUGUCCAGCCUGUCCUCCUUCCUGUCCCUCUAGCAACCAACAGAUGGCCCUCAGACGACAGAAGCUGAGGAGAUGAACAAACUCUGUUCAUCUCUGUCAAAAAUAUUUUUGGCCAAAAACAUAAAAUGGAAUAUUGAAAGAUGAAGGUUUAGGGCCUACUUUCAACUGUGACACUUGGUUAAUUUGGCACACAUUCAGUAAAACAGUUGUGUGUUGCAAAGCUGCUACAGUUUAGGUGACAUUUAUUUAGCUAGGAUAGUCCACUCACAGGGAGUCCUGGGUUACAGGGUAACAGUAACUCAUAGAUAUUUGAGAGCAUUACUGAGUUACAUAGUGAAGCUGCCAAGUGUCCUCUCUCUCUUCCAUGCUCUUUGUGAGGAGUUAUCACAUCUACUGUUCUCUGUUGUCACAUCUACCGCUCUCUGUGAGGAGUUAUCACAUCUACUGCUCUCUGUUAUCACAUAUACUGCUAUCUGUUAUCACAUCUACUGCUCUCUGUUAUCACAUCUACUGCUCUCUGUUAUAAUCACAUCUACUGCUCUCUGUUGUCACAUCUACUGCUCUCUGUGAGGAGUUAUCACAUCUACUGCUCUCUGUGAGGAGUUAUCACAUCUACUGCUCUCUGUUAUCACAUCUACUGCUAUCUGUUAUCACAUCUACUGCUCUCUGUUAUCACAUCUACUGCUCUCUGUUAUAAUCACAUCUACUGCUCUCUGUUGUCACAUCUACUGCUCUCUGUGAGGAGUUAUCACAUCUACUGCUCUCUGUGAGGAGUUAUCUUAUCUACUGCUCUCUGUUAUCACAUCUACUGCUCUCUGUGAGGAGUUAUCACAUCUACUGUUCUCUGUGAGGAGUUAUCACAUCUACUGCUCUCUGUGAGGAGUUAUCACAUCUACUGCUCUCUGUUAUCACAUCUACUGCUCUCUGUUAUCACAUCUACUGCUCUGUUAUCACAUCUACUGCUCUCUGUGGGGAGUUAUCACAUCUACUGCUCUCUGUUAUCACAUCUACUGCUCUCUGUUAUCACAUCUACUGCUCUCUGUUAGCACAUUUACUGCUCUCUGUUAUCACAUCUACUGCUCUCUGUUAUCACAUCUACUGCUCUCUGUGAGGAGUUAUCACAUCUACUGCUCUCUGUUAUCACAUCUACUGCUCUCUGUUAUCACAUCUACUGCUCUCUGUUAUCACAUCUACUGCUCUCUGUUAGCACAUUUACUGCUCUCUGUUAUCACAUCUACUGCUCUCUGUUUUCACAUCUACUGCUCUCUGUUAUCACAUCUACUGCUCUCUGUUAUCACAUCUACUGCUCUCUGUUAUCACAUCUACUGCUCUCUGUUAUCACAUCUACUGCUCUCUGUUAUCACAUCUACUGCUCUCUGUUAUCACAUCUACUGCUCUCUGUUAUCACAUCUACUGCUCUCUGUUAUCACAUCUACUGCUCUCUGUUAUCACAUCUACUGCUCUCUGUUAUCACAUCUACUGCUCUCUGUUAGCACAUUUACUGCUCUCUGUUAUCACAUCUACUGCUCUCUGUUAUCACAUCUACUGCUCUCUAUCACAUCUACUGCUCUCUGUUAUCACAUCUACUGCUCUCUGUUAGCACAUUUACUGCUCUCUGUUAUCACAUCUACUGCUCUCUGUUAUCACAUCUACUGCUCUCUGUUAUCACAUCUACUGCUCUCUGUUAUCACAUCUACUGCUCUCUGUGAGGAGUUAUCACAUCUACUGCUCUCUGUUAUCACAUCUACUGCUCUCUGUGAGGAGUUAUCACAUCUACUGCUCUCUGUUAUCACAUCUACUGCUCUCUGUGAGGAGUUAUCGCAUCUACUGCUCUCUGUUAUCACAUCUACUGCUCUCUGUGAGGAGUUAUCACAUCUACUGCUCUCUGUUAUCACAUAUACUGCUCUCUGUUAUCACAUCUACUGCUCUCUGUUAUCACAUCUACUGCUCUCUGUUAUCACAUCUACUGCUCUCUGUUAUCACAUCUACUGCUCUCUGUUAUCACAUCUACUGCUCUCUGUUAUCACAUCUACUGCUCUCUGUUAUCACAUCUACUGCUCUCUGUGAGGAGGUAUCACAUCUACUGCUCUCUGUUAUCACAUCUACUGCUCUCUGUGAGGAGUUAUCACAUCUACUGCUCUCUGUUAUCACAUCUACUGCUCUCUGUGAGGAGUUAUCACAUCUACUGCUCUCUGUUAUCACAUCUACUGCUCUCUGUGAGGAGUUAUCACAUCUACUGCUCUCUGUUAUCACAUCUACUGCUCUCUGUUAUCACAUCUACUGCUCUCUGUUAUCACAUCUACUGCUCUCUGUUAUCACAUCUACUGCUCUCUGUUAUCACAUCUACUGCUCUCUGUUAUCACAUCUACUGCUCUCUGUUAGCACAUUUACUGCUCUCUGUUAUCACAUCUACUGCUCUCUGUUUUCACAUUUACUGCUCUCUGAUAUCACAUCUACUGCUCUCUGUUAUCACAUCUACUGCUCUCUGUUAUCACAUCUACUGCUCUCUGUUAUCACAUCUACUGCUCUCUGUUAUCACAUCUACUGCUCUCUGUUAUCACAUCUACUGCUCUCUGUUAUCACAUCUACUGCUCUCUGUUAUCACAUCUACUGCUCUCUGUUAGCACAUCUACUGCUCUCUGUUAGCACAUUUACUGCUCUCUGUUAUCACAUCUACUGCUCUCUGUUAUCACAUCUACUGCUCUCUGUUAUCACAUCUACUGCUCUCUGUGAGGAGUUAUCACAUCUACUGCUCUCUGUUAUCACAUCUACUGCUCUCUGUGAGGAGUUAUCACAUCUACUGCUCUCUGUUAUCACAUCUACUGCUCUCUGUGAGGAGUUAUCACAUCUACUGCUCUCUGUUAUCACAUCUACUGCUCUCUGUGAGGAGUUAUCACAUCUACUGCUCUCUGUUAUCACAUCUACUGCUCUCUGUUAUCACAUCUACUGCUCUCUGUUAUCACAUCUACUGCUCUCUGUUAUCACAUCUACUGCUCUCUGUUAUCACAUCUACUGCUCUCUGUUAUCACAUCUACUGCUCUCUGUUAUCACAUCUACUGCUCUCUGUGAGGAGGUAUCACAUCUACUUGACAUGACAGUCUUCAGACGUCUUUAUAACACCAUUCAAAUGCCUGCCAAGGCUACACACUAUGCAUUCCUUUGCAUAUAUGCACGCAUACGCAUAUUACAUACAUUUUGAAAACCAAAAAAAUUAAACAUAUACACUCAUGCAUGCUCCUAAACGGUUCAGAGCAUCAACCACUCCCCAGUAGGAUUUCUAUACUAUUUUGUUUUGUGGUAAAAUGAAUAAUAAUGGCGUUCUCUAUGAUAUAGUAUAUUCACAUUCAAUGUUAUCUACAUGUAUGUAUUAUGUUAAAUAUGUACUAUUCCAUGUGUAUUUACAAAAUAUAUAUAUAUAUAUAUAUAUAUAUAUAUAUAUAUAUAUAUAUAUAUAUAUUUAGGAUCAAUGCAAUUUGUGAAAGUAAACUUCAUUAUGAAGAAGCAUCUAGAGCUGGUUUCCCAGACAUGGAACAAGUCUAGUCCAGGACUAUACAGAGUGGACAAAACAUUAGGAACACCUGCUCUCUCUCUCUCUAACCUCUCACUUUCUCUCUCUAACCUCUCUCUCAUUUAUGUCUCUCUAACUUUCUCUCUAACCUCUCUCUCUCUCUCUCCAACCUCUCUCUCUCUAUCCCUCUCUCUCUCUCUCUCUAUCCCCUCUCCUCUCUCCUCCUCUCUCCCCCCCUCUCUCCUCCCCUCUCUCUCUCCUCCCCUCCCCCUUCUCUCUCUCUCUCCCCUCUCCUCCUCUCCUCCCGCUUCUCCCGUCCACCGGGUCGAUCUCUCUUCUCCACACCUCGAGCUCUCUCUCUCUCAGGCCCCUUCUCUGGGCGUCUCUAUGCCUCUCGAAUCCCCUCUCUCUCUCUCUCUCUCUCUCUCUCCCGCUCGCUCCAACCUCUCUCUCUCCAACCUCCUUAUACAGUAUAUACAGGUAUACACCAAAUGUACAAAACAUUAGGAACACCUGCUCUUUCCAUGACAUGGACUGACCCAGUGAAUCCAGGUGAAAGCUAUGAUCUCUUACUGAUGUCACUUGUUAAAUCCACUUCAAUCCGUGUAGAUGAAGGGGAGGAGACAGGUUAAAGAAGGAUUUUUACGCCUAGAGACAAUCGAGACAUGGAUUGUGUGUGUGUGUGCCAUUCAGAGGGUGAAUGGGCAAGACAAAAUAUUUAAGUGCCUUUGAACAGGGGUAUGGUAGUAGGUGCCAGGCGCUCCGGUUCGAGUGCGUCAAGAACUGCUGGGUUUAUGAAAAAGAGGACAAAGGAGGCUGAUACGAGUUGUGCAGAGCAACAGACGGGCUACAGUUAGUCGACUGCCAGUCCAGUACAAAAUUAAUGGCCAAAGACCUAUAAAAGAUUGCACAACUUGACAUGAAUGGGGUAUGGCAGCUGAUGACCUUAAAAAAAAACAAGAAACUGCGAUUGCAGUGGGCUAAGGAAUGAAAACACUGGAGGAUUGGAAAACAUCGCCUGGUCUGAUGAAUCCCGGGUCCCUGCUGUUUCACACUGAUGGGAGGACUAGGGUAUGGCGAAAACCUCAUGAGUACAUACUAUCAUGCAGCGUGUCAACAUUGCAAGCUGGUGGUGUGAUGGUGUGGGGUGUGUUUUCGUGGCACACAUUGUGUCCCUUGAUAAAAGUGGAGCAACGUUUGAACGCCAUAGGAUAUCUGAACAUCAUUGCCAAUCGGGUGCAUCCCUUCAUGGCAGCAGUGUAUCCAAGGGGACUUGGCUUGGGACAGGAAGGAAGACCAGACAGUGUGAGGAGACUUGGCUUGGGACAGGAAGGAGACCAGACAGUGUGAGGAGACUUGGCAUGGGACAGGAAGGAGACCAGACAGUGUGAGGGGACUUGGCUUGGGACAGGAAGGAGACCAGACAGUGUGAGGAGACUUGGCUUGGGACAGGAAGGGGACCAGACAGUGUGAGGAGACUUGGCUUGGGACAGGAAGGAGGACCAGACAGUGUGAGGAGACUUGGCUUGGGACAGGAAGGGGCCCAGACAGUGUGAGGAGACUUGGCUUGGGACAGGAAGGAGGACCAGACAGUGUGAGGAGACUUGACUUGGGACAGGAAGGAGGACCAGACAGUGUGAGGAGACUUGACCCAGACAUAUAGGAAAUAACAGGGACAUGUUAAAGACUGAAACAUUAGGGGAACCCUCAUCACCUCUUGGAAAGCCAUUCUGGUCUAUCUUUCACAUUAAGUAAUUGUCCCGCUGAAAAAUAAAACAAUCCCAGGGUUAGGUUUUCAGAAGACUACGGCGGGCUUUCCUUCAACUUUUCAUACUUAUUUUGAUCCAGACAAACUCCCCAGUCACUGCCGGUGACAAGCAUACCCAUAACAUGAUGCUGCCAAAAAUAAAUGAUAAUAAAUCAUAGAAGAGUAUAAAUAGGAAGCCAUUUUUAUAAUUGUCUUUCAAUUUGACAACGUGGUGUACAUUUUGUAAAUCUGUAGGAAAAAAUACUAAUUGAAUCCCUUUUUAGAUUCAAUUUUAAGGCAGCAAGAUGUGGAGACGGUGCAAGGAGUGUACGUAGACUUUCACUAGGCACUGUAUAAUAUUAUUCAUGGACCAAUCGUAAUACAGCAGCUUGUUUGGGCCAAGGCCAACCAGUGAUGGGAGGAGUUCAGUUCACAGCAUGUUACCCAGAAGCACCAGGGGACAGAGUGGAUGAAAUGUUUGUUGGCCAUCUUUCAUUCCAGAGCUGUUCUGGAGCAAUGUUGGCAUGACACCUACCAUACGAGACCUAAGACACACCUGUCCAACAUACCUGGAAACGGACUUGAAACACACACACACACACACUUGCACAUACGCUAGCACACACACACACACACACACACACACACUACCAUGCACGCACACUGCAACACACACACACACACACACACACACACACACACACACACACACUACCAUGCACGCACACUGCAACACACACACACACACACACAGAGAAUGUGUGUAUUAGUGGGAUUGUGUGUAUUAGUGGGAUUGUGUGUAUUAGUGGGAUUGUGUGUAUUAGUGGGAUUGUGUGUAUUAGUGGGAUUGUGUGUAUUAGUGGGAUUGUGCAAACACAGCAGGGAGCCACCCUAACAGAGAGAACGUACCAUUCACCACCUACAGGUGGCGCCAGAGCGGUUCAAACUGGAAACACCAAAACUCAUAGGCUUCGUCCGAAAUGGCACCCUAUUCCCUGUAAAGUGCACUACUUUUGACCGAAGCUGUUUAUUUUUAUUUGACCUUUAUUUAACCAGGCAAGUCAGUUAAGAACAAAUUCUUAUUUACAAUGACGGCCUACACCGGACCAAACCCGGACGACGCUGGGCCAAUUGUGCGCCGCCCUAUGGGGACUCCCAAUCACGGCCGGUUGUGAUACAGCCUGGAAUCGAACCAGGGGGGUCUGUAGUGAAGCCUCAAGCACUGAGAUGCAGCGCCUUAGACCGCUGCACCACUCGGGAGCAUCUACCUCAAAUACCUUAUUAUUAUCUAUCCUGAUGUCUAGUCACUUUACCCUGCCUUCAUGUACAUAUAUACCUCAAAUACCUUAUUAUUAUCUAUCCUGAUGCCUAGUCACUUUACCCUGCCUUCAUGUACAUAUAUACCUCAAAUACCUUAUUAUUAUCUAUCCUGAUGCCUAGUCACUUUACCCUGCCUUCAUGUACAUAUAUACCUCAAAUACCUUAUUAUUAUCUAUCCUGAUGCCUAGUCACUUUACCCUGCCUUCAUGUACAUAUCUACCUCAAAUACCUUAUUAUUAUCUAUCCUGAUGCCUAGUCACUUUACCCUGCCUUCAUGUACAUAUCUACCUCAAACUCGGGAGCAGCGAGCUAUGGCCUCUGGUAAUGCACUAUAUAGCGAAUAGUGUACCACAUAGAGAACUUUUAACACAGUUGAUGAUUUGAUUGAGACCUUGCUUGGUUUGUGUUGAUUGGUCAAGGGUUUCUGUUUAUAUAUGUACAAUAAAAUAAUGAUCACAGUUUAACAAAAUGUAAAAUAAAUAACAUUAAUAAUAGUAAGUUUAAAGCAUUUUGAGUGACAGCAAGUUUAGUUAAGACCUAGGCAUUAUCUUCAGUCUUCUAACUACAGAUAUCUGUUGUCCUCAAACUCCAUUUCCCAUAAAACAGUUCAAUAGCAUUUUGUAUAUUUUUUUUGUGAGUCUUUUUUUUUUUUUUUUUUGCGACCUGGGAUGGAAAAAAUAUCUUAGCCCCUCCCCUCCCUGAUCGAUCGACCAACCACAGCUCAUCCCGAUGCCUCUGAUAGCCAAUCACAGCAGUGAGGUGAGGGAGACAGUGGACAGGUCAAAGGUGAAAGUUCAAAGGUCAGAAGCAGAGUAGAGCAGCAGUGUCCAGGCGGUCCGGGUCGUGAACGUUGUGUUUAAUGUUGAACGAUAGAAAGUCAUCUGAAUAACUCCAGUGUCUUAUUGCCAAGGUUCUUUUUAUCUGGGCUCUCUUCCCAAAUCAGGACGUUUGUCAGGAGAAAGUAGAAUAUGAACAUACUGUAUGUUAUAUACAAAAAAACAGGUUGUUAUAAGUAAAUCAGAAUAAUCAGUAGGUGCUGAAGCAGCAGUCACCACCAGCAGUGGAAGGAAUGAUAUCCAACAGAAAUAAUGUCUCUGUCUUCCAUGAAUGUGUCUGUUUUUAUUCUCAGUGAACAACCCUGUCUUCCAGUUACCUUGGCUUGUCAAAUGGCACCAUAUUCCCUAUAUAGUGCACUACUUUUGACCAGAACCCUCUGCGGGUAGUGUACUAUAUAGGGAAUAGGAUGCUAUUUAUGGUGUCUGUGCAGUCAGGUUGGGCAACAAAAAAACAUCCUACAGAAAAAUCAUAAAACGAACAUCAUAAAAAUCCCCAAAAGGUUAGAUAUUUUCUCCUUUAGUGGUUGUGCAAUGGAGAGAGACAGAUACAGAAGGGAGUGGAUGGAGAGAUAGAGACAAGGAAUAGAGGCAGAGUGAGACAGAGAGAGGGAGAGAGAGAGCGAGAGAGAGAGAGAGAGAGAGAGAGAGAGAGAGAGAGAGAGACAGAGAGAGAGGGAGAGAGAGCGAGAGGGAGAGAGAGCGAGAUGAAUGUAGUGGAGAGAUUUAGUGAGAGCGCGAGUAAUGUGAGGGAGGAGUGUGAGAUGGAGAUGGGUGGAUGCGAUAAUAUCCACGGAGCUAUCUGCGCUCUCUUCGAUCCGAUGCACUCCCUCAACGUCGAGCUCUAUCUCGAGACCUCUCUCUCGAAUCCUCUCUAGAUAGAGAGUGAGCUCUUUCUCUCUUGAGAGCUUCUCUCGCUCGCUCGUCGAUGUUAGCGCUCUUCUCUCUGGUCGCUCGUGCUCUCAGUCGCUCAGCCGCGCUCUGCUUUAUUACUCGUAUUGUCAAUGCGAUUUCGGUUCGCGCUCGGGGGCUCUGUGCGUCUGCAUCGGAGUUCUAG